AAGCUUGGAUCCAGUUUGCGCACUUGCAGCUGUACGAUCAACUUGUCGUUGUCAUUUCGGCACGUUUUCAUGGCUUACAGAACAGCUGUGCUUUUUACGUAACGUUACACCGUAUUAUUUGUUCAGAAGGCAUGACGUUCAACAUGAUCAGAGGGCCUCGCAUUGCCUUUAGCAAUUUAAUAGCGCACACGCGGAGAGGUGUGAUGAUGAACACAGGUAGCAGAAGACUGUGUACUAAACCUCAGGAGGGGGCAUCCGUACCCCAACAGGCUCCUCGUCUUGGGUUUAAAUUACCAGGCUACCGCCCAUCAGAGUGGGAUAAAAAGAUGCUGUUGUGGUCCAAGCGAUUCAAAACCAGAGAACAGAUUCCAGAGUUUGUGUCAUUUGAGAUGAUUGAUGCCGCCCGGAACAGAGUGCGUGUGAAGGCCUGCUAUGUCAUGAUGGGAAUGACCAUCUUGGCGUGCCUCGCUACGGUUAUCUCGGGCAAACAGUCGGCAGGUCGGCAUGAAAACCUGACUUCUCAGAACAUGGAGAAGAAGGCUCGAUGGAGAGAAGAAGCACAGAAAGAGAGAGAGGAAGCUGCUGUCAAUGCAGGGAAAGCCCAGUGAGAUUCGCCAGAGCUCUUAAGUCUGAUAGUUUUAGCUCUGGCUCAUUCAUUAACCAGCUUUUAUAUUGUAUGCCAUGCAACAUUGGUUCACUGAAGGUGUAUUAAUGUUCCUCACGCAGUAAACAUAGCAGUGUCAAAGUUACUGGUAAAUAACAAGGUGUGAGUUUUUAUUUGUGUGAUUUUGUAUAUGCUUAGAAAAAAUACAAAUAUGUGGAGUGACUCAUUUUUAUAUUUCCCUCAGUUACAGCUAUUUUGUAUUGCUACAAUUUGAUAAAAACUGAUUACAUGAUCUAUGUGAAAUGGGUGGAUAAAGCAGACUUUUAUUGUCUAGGACUGGUUAAAGUUAUCAACCAGACGAUCUAAAGCAGACAAGAUAAUAUGUUCAACAAGUUAUGUGUUGACAAAAAGUAGGUUGAGUGUAAUAAAAGUGUGACAACUGAC
This is a messenger RNA of Triplophysa rosa, 1048 nucleotides long. RefSeq names its product family with sequence similarity 162 member A (gene fam162a). The record is from RefSeq and is a predicted model, not a curated record. Bases 132 to 608 code for a protein of 158 amino acids. Gene Ontology annotation, biological process: positive regulation of release of cytochrome c from mitochondria; cellular response to hypoxia; neuron apoptotic process. Lineage: Eukaryota; Metazoa; Chordata; Actinopteri; Cypriniformes; Nemacheilidae. Gene Ontology annotation, cellular component: mitochondrion. The transcript is spliced from 5 exons.